Pieris rapae (cabbage white) is the source of this 1287-nucleotide messenger RNA. RefSeq lists its product as uncharacterized. The transcript has a single exon. NCBI's taxonomy places the organism in Eukaryota, Metazoa, Arthropoda, Insecta, Lepidoptera, Pieridae. Bases 140 to 1078 code for a protein of 312 amino acids. The record is from RefSeq and is a predicted model, not a curated record.
CUAUUGUACUGCAAACCUAAAAAAAUUGUAAUUGAUUUUAUAUACCUCGGAUACAAGCAUUAAUGAAAUAGCCAGUCUUACAGGUUUUAGUUAAGCAGAUGUUUGUCUGGGAUCAUCUUGAACUCACAUAGGUAUUGCAAUGGAAACUGCUGUGUGUCAACAGUUUUUGAAUGUUUUCCAGGAUUACUUAAAUCUGUGCCAGUUUGAGAACUGGCCUAAUAAUGACACAAGCUGUACAGAAAUAAAAAAUGCUUUUUUGAUAACCAUUCAUAUAGAAAAAUGCCUGGAUAGAUUACAACAGUUGUCGCUCAUUGAUGAUUUCUUAGCUGUCUUGGGCAACUCUAGUGAUAAACAAGAUUUUCUUCUCAAAAAUUGUUUAGGCGAUCCACCAAAAUUUAUAUUGAGAAAAAUCAUUGCCUCUUCAAUAAAAAUAGAUGUGUUAGAUUCUGCUUUCAAAAUAUUCUUAGAAUUAUUUUCAGCAGAAAAACUUGAAUCUUAUUUAUCAGAUUUAAUGUUAGAAGCAUCCUCGAUACAGAUACUUUUGUGUAAUCUGUCUGUACAUAUUCCUAAAGAUAAAUUAUUGGCUUUAAAAAGUAAGUUUCUUUUAUCAGAGUUAUAUGAGAUGGAAGACAGUCAAGCUGUUGUAAUAGAUAUGCUGAAUAAUAAUUGUACUAAAGAUGUAUUAGAAAUGUUAAUUAUUAGUAUGUUGAAUAGCAGUAUUGAGUUGUCUAAUACAGUAAAUAGUAUUGUAAAUGCAUUUUUAAGUUUUAUGACUAUUAAGAACUCAUCAAAAAAAAUAUUUUGGAAAAUGCUUCUUCAGACUGAAAAUCUUUUAAAACUGUGUUUAAAUCAUGUAGAUAUAUUUAAAAAAAUAUCUAAAGCUUUAUUUGACUGUGGCAAGGUACACAGAGAAAAAAUGUCAGCUGAGUUUUUUUAUAUAGAUUUAACAUAUUCAGAAUUGAUCAGAAUUACAAAAAAAAUUUGCAAUAAUGAAAAUUUAAAGAGUGAGUUCACAGUUUUUGUUUUUGAACUUAAUGAGGAUGAAAACUUUUGGGAAAAUAUUUUACGCUUACCUUAAAUCAUUGUUUAUAAAUAUAUUUUUUUGUUAUUAAUAUAUACUUAAAGGCAAAACAUUGUUUUAUUUAUGAGAAAAGUAUCCAUAUUUAACAGUUUUAUACUUGAAAAAAAUAAUACUGAAAAUAGUAAUACAUUAGACAGAUGAUACAAGUGAUAGGAAAUGAGAAAAUACAAUUUUAAAAUUAAUGUAUAUUAAGAUAUUAAUAAAAU